Molecule: messenger RNA, 2262 nt
Organism: Fomitopsis serialis
Lineage: Eukaryota; Fungi; Basidiomycota; Agaricomycetes; Polyporales; Fomitopsidaceae
Product: gamma-tubulin ring complex protein
Exons: 3
Coding region: 1-2262 (753 amino acids)
Biological process (GO): mitotic cell cycle; cytoplasmic microtubule organization; spindle assembly
Cellular component (GO): gamma-tubulin complex; equatorial microtubule organizing center; centrosome
Molecular function (GO): microtubule minus-end binding; gamma-tubulin binding
Source: RefSeq, a predicted model, not a curated record
AUGAUAGCAGAAGUUCUCCUGGUGCUGGCCGGGCACUCUUCCUCGCUAUUUCCGACGGACCACAACGUCCACCCAGCAUUCUCUCCCCUGUUACACCCUGGAGAACAGCAAUGUCUGGAAUCUUUGGGCCAGAUCGCGGUUCGAUACCGAAAGAUCAAGGUGGCAUGCUCUGCGCUCUCUCGUUCACAGUCACGCUAUAUCUCUGCGCUAUGCGCGACACUGAACGAAAUUCUCAAAGAUGACUAUGAGAACUUAGUCGUCGAAACAGAAGCCAAGGUAUUGAAGCGGGAUCCUGGUCUCGUUGCCACCGGGUCGUUCGUACCUCUGUCUUCCAUCCGAGCCACAUUCGCCGAGUGGGACGCACCUCUCGCCGCCCUGGAGACCCUCUUCGAAGAGUUGCAGACACAAACAAAUUGGCAUCCUGGGCCUUUGAUCGAUCUCCUCCAGAAGCGGUCACAUACUGGAAUUCACCGGAUCGCAUGUAUCCUGGCUCGUCUAUGCGAAGCGGUGCAGCGGGUCUGGAUGGCGCGGCUCCAAGCGUUCUUGAUACAUGGCACAGUAACGGAAAAAGACCCACUAACCGACAAAGACUAUACGUUACUGGAAGGCGCAGUACCAUCUUGUCUGUCUUCUCAGUCACGAGAGUCCAUAGCUUACGUCGGUCGGGCGAUCGGUACAGUCAAAGCCGCAAAAUGGGAACGUCAAUUUCCGCGAGAGCUAGCCAUGGAGCACAGCAAGUUGUUGGAGGGUGUAUUGCCCCAAGAACAGUAUGCCUUCGACCGUGUGAUCGCUGACAUCAGGACGACCGUUAGCGAGUGGUUAUGGCUCAACGUCCUCACGCAGAAAGACGUUGAUGUUGCUGUUGAGUCGCUUGCUAACUACUUCUUGCUCCGGAACGGGGAGUUCGCGCUAUCACUCAUUCGUGAGGUUGAACGCUUGAAGAUCUCGCGUCUCACAGGCCGCUCAGGACCCACAACCAUGAUCAGGGAGCAAGAUCUGCAUCUUGCCCUUCUUCGUGCGUCACUGGGUACAACAGCACAACAGGAUCCGUCGCUCUCUCAUCUCCGCUUCCGCCUCCCAUCAGGACCCUUACGCCCACUACUACCUUCGCUUGCCACGGGCCCCGCCAAGGACCUAUCAGCGUCACUUUCGACAGUCGAAGCGACCAGCUUCGAUGACCUGCUCCUUGGCACGCCUCUCGUUCUGACAUACAGUGUUGCUUGGCCCCUGGAUCUCUUCCUGCAUUCGUCGGAUCUCCAGAUCUACGGCGCCCUGUUUGCCUACCUAUCUGCGCUUCGCAAGACCCACACGCGCAUCCAUACCUGCUGGACAUCCCUAUCGAACGCCCAGCGUGCACGUCGCCGAUGGACAGGCCUAGGAGAAGGUGGUACGGCCGAGGAUCUCGAAGUCCGAAAGGAACUCUUGCGUUUCGGGUGGGGUGUAGUGCGAGAGAUGAGCUGGUUCCUCGACACCCUCCUGGGCUAUGUCAUGACGGACGUUGUAGACGUCGAGUUCAGGAGACUGAAGGGGUUACUCUUGGAGAAGACGUCGGGAAUUGUCAGGCAGCCGACCGGUACACGGCCUGCACCAACCGACACAGAUGCCGACCCGCCCUUUGGGACCUCUCAUUCCUCAUCAACCAUCCCUGCGUCCUCAAGCGGGGCUUCCCAUCCCCCCACUUCUGCGCCGUCCCAGCUGGACUUCACCACCCUGCGUAACAUCCACACCACUUACCUCGAGCGCCUUCUCACUGGUAGCCUGCUGUCAAAUCCUGCCUUGACGGCGAUCAUUCGAUUAAUCCUGGAGAUCUGCGAACGGUUCGUUGCGCAAGUCGAGAGAUGGGGAGGAGAUAUUCUUCCGGCUCUUCUCUUUGAAGGAAGCCUUGCGGGCGGCGAUAGAGUGGGUAAAAUGGUCAAGGAACGGCGGACCAUCGUGGCUGAGAUCAAUGAGACGCUACAUUCACUCUUGAGUUCAUUUUAUGAGCAAUUGUCACUCUCGACAACACAGCAACCUCUCUCCGCGGUCACGGAUGCAUCGAAGUCGAUGACUCAGAACGCGAGCAUGGCGAAUGCCUCGAGUUUCCGUACCUUCCUCCGUCCGAAACGCGGCAAACGCCUUGCAGGGGAUGAAGAGGUCCGUCGGCACGUAGAACGCCUGCUUUUGCGCCUGGAUUUCAACGGCGGCUUCUCGAAGCCGACACGGAACGUAAGAAUACCUGCGAGCGAGACGGAGGAGAUAUUGAAGCAAGGCGGGCUCGCGUAG